Messenger RNA from Neopsephotus bourkii (Bourke's parrot), 1298 nucleotides. It is a transcript of the gene DKK1, whose product is annotated as dickkopf WNT signaling pathway inhibitor 1. Bases 299 to 1009 code for a protein of 236 amino acids. Gene Ontology annotation, molecular function: receptor antagonist activity; co-receptor binding. The record is from RefSeq and is a predicted model, not a curated record. NCBI's taxonomy places the organism in Eukaryota, Metazoa, Chordata, Aves, Psittaciformes, Psittacidae. Gene Ontology annotation, biological process: multicellular organism development; negative regulation of canonical Wnt signaling pathway. The transcript is spliced from 4 exons. Gene Ontology annotation, cellular component: extracellular region.
UGGUGGUGGUGGUAGUGUCUGCCUUCGCUAUUGCGAAACCCCUUUCCCGGGCCGGCGGCCAAUGAUGGAGCCCUCGGGGCGGGGUGGGGGCGGUUUUGGGGUCUCACAACCCCCCGGGGACCCUUUGAAAUCCCAUCCGCUGUGCCCUCCUCCCCGAGGGGGCGGGCGCAGGAGGCAGCCCCCAGGGGUAUAAAGGCGGCGGCGGGCAGCGCAGGUAGCUGUUGCUUGUGGGCCGCGGGAGCUUCUUCGCAGAUAGGACAUCACCGGGGACAAGGGGCUGGGAGGGGACGGGACGAGGAUGCGAGGGCUGGUAGCGCUGCUGGCGGCGCUCAGCUGCGCGGCCCCAGCUGGGCGGGCGGCGGCACCCGGCGGCGCGCUAAGCUCCAACUCCAUCAAGGGACCCCCACCGGGGGUAGGGGCCGAGGCCAGCGCCCCCCCCGCUGCCCCAUUCGACGGCAGCAACAAGCCACCGCCGGCCGCCACCCGGCAGCCUUUCCCCUGCGCCGAGGACGAGGACUGUGGCCCUGAGGAGUUUUGUGGAGGCGCGGCCCGCGGCGGAGGAGCCCCGCUCUGCCUCGCCUGCCGGAGACGCCGCAAACGCUGUCUACGCGACGCAAUGUGCUGCCCCGGCACGACCUGCAGCAACGGACUCUGCACGCUCCCGGAGCCACCCCAGGGAGCCACCGAGCUGGACGAGAUCGGCACUGAGGUUCUGACCCGACGGACACCUGCUCCCGCCUGGCUCCCCACUGCCAAAGGUGAGGAGGGGGACUUCUGCCUACGCUCUUCAGACUGUGCAGCCGGGCUGUGCUGUGCCCGUCACUUCUGGUCCAAGAUCUGCAAGCCGGUGCUGCGGGAAGGGCAGGUGUGUACCCGGCACCGUCGGAAAGGCACCCAUGGCCUGGAGAUCUUCCAGCGGUGCCAGUGCGCCGAGGGGCUGGUGUGCCGCCUCCAGCGAGAGCAUGGCCCUGCUGAUGCCUCCCGACUGCACACCUGCCAGCAACACUAAGCAUCACUGGAUGGACAGGACGGAACAGACUCCGGCUCUGCCGGAGCAGAAGGUUGUUUCUCAAGGGAACUACUUUUAAGCAACUAAUUGCAGUACGUUACUGUGUUGUGAAUACUUGAGCUGGCACUUAGCUGUACAUAGCGCUGGGAUUUUUAAUGACUUUUUAUUCCGAGGGUGCUGCCAUGUGCCCUGCAAGUCGUGACUGUGACUUUGUACACACUGGGAUUUUAUAUCUCGGUUAAAGAGAUGUGACCGUCUGUUUCUGAGCGAAUAAACCGUUCUUUAAAAU